AUGGACUUGACUCCAUACAUACAUGGAUGCGUGGAUGAAUUGGCCCGGCUUCUACCAGAAGAUAUGGAUGCAAUCCCCUUCCGCAAUGCACAUAUGGGUGAAAAAUCUCAGGCGGAUUCUAAAAAUCAGAGGAAGAACCAAAACCUCCACUCUUGCAAAGGUCCAAGGUUACUUAUUACCUUGAUUUGUGGGUUCAUCGCCUGCCAUCACACGUCAACUGCAUUCUUGGGCUGGACUAUCUACUUCGCCCAGAACAUCGGCAUUACUGUGAGCGGUGAGCGGUGUGAAUGGCUGCACGUUCAUGGCUGA
Messenger RNA from Paracoccidioides lutzii Pb01, 309 nucleotides. RefSeq lists its product as hypothetical. The record is from RefSeq and is a predicted model, not a curated record. The coding region runs from base 1 to 309 and encodes 102 amino acids. The transcript has 2 exons.